Messenger RNA from Rhododendron vialii, 1704 nucleotides. RefSeq names its product RHOMBOID-like protein 9, chloroplastic. Gene Ontology annotation, cellular component: membrane. The record is from RefSeq and is a predicted model, not a curated record. The transcript has 7 exons. Bases 101 to 1576 code for a protein of 491 amino acids. Lineage: Eukaryota; Viridiplantae; Streptophyta; Magnoliopsida; Ericales; Ericaceae. Gene Ontology annotation, molecular function: serine-type endopeptidase activity.
CGGUUUGUAGGCAAAUGAAGUGUUUGUAGAAACGCCUGAAUGAAUAUUGGGCUCUUUGCUCGAUUUUCUUCUUUUCCUCCCCCCCGGAACUUGUGCAUCCAUGGCUGUAGUUCCAAUAUGCUACAACAUGUGCUACAAGGACCAAUGUCUUUUAAAUUCAAAUGGUAUAGGAAAGAAUGACAAGGGCUUUAUGUGGAGCUUUACAACUGUCAAGGAGGAUUAUGGUGGUUUCUCUACAAUUUCUGGGCGAUCGAGCAGAAGAGGAUUAUUGAGUGAGUCUGCUGGUGUUCCGCUAAAAGUUAGUCUGAGAAAAGGUGCAAGACUUUCUCAAGGCAUGAUUUGUAACAGACGAUUUGAUCCUUUCAAUACUGCAGCUGAGUUAUCUGUCCCACCUACAAUGCACAAGUUAGUAUGCCAUCUAGGAUCCAGCUCCAGUAAUGGUGCGCAGCAAGGGAAAUUUCACGUGGUAUGCCAUGCAUACAAGUCAAGUUUAAAUGAGAAGCAACUGGAGUCACUAGAUACUUAUUUGGGAAAACUCAAAGAAGAUGCUGAUCAACCUUCUUCAGUUUUUGUAAAAAAGAGGGAAGAGCUUAGUCCAGUCAAAGCAAAAAGGGUUCUAGGUACUCUAGAAGAUUAUCUUGGCAAGGUCAAGAAAGAUGAGAAGUCAGAAACCUAUACACCAUCUACUUCUGAUGGCAAAACUUCUGAAGCGACACCAUAUUCUGUGCGGGUAGAUAAUGAAAGAGAUGGGUGGAAGAAACUUAAAAGCUAUAUGAAGUUAAAAAAUAAGGGUGGUGAGGGUGGUCCAAAGAGCGCAUACAAUGAAACCUCUGAUCUUUACUUGAUAGGUAUAAUGGUUUCCAUAAACAUUGCAGUUUUCCUGUUCGAACUAGCAAGUCCAAUUCACAACUCUGACUUAGAGGUCUUUUCAGUCCCGUUGGUUUAUGGAGCAAAGAUCAAUCACUUGAUUCUACUUGGAGAAUGGUGGAGGCUAGUAACGCCAAUGUUUCUGCACUCAGGAAUCUUUCACAUUGCCCUUGGUUGCUGGAUGCUUCUUACUUUUGGGCCUCGAGUUUGCAGAGCAUAUGGAUCCUUUACCUUUUUCUUGUUAUAUAUCCUUGGAGGAAUUUCUGGUAACUUGACCAGCUUUCUUCAUAUACCAGACCCAACUGUGGGUGGGACGGGACCGGCAUUUGCUAUAAUGGGAGCUUUCCUUAUUUAUCAAAUUCAAAACAAGGAUGUCAUUCCACAGGAUGAUUUUGAUAACAUGAUUCAGAAAGCAAUAAUUGCUACUGCCCUCAGCUGCUUAUUGAGCAAUUUUGGUCCAAUUGAUGACUGGACACAUUAUGGUGCAGCUUUCACUGGUAUAGUUUAUGGAUAUCUGACCACCCCAAUGCUGCAAAUGGAUGAUAGAUCUUCAAAAAGUGGCCAAGAAGAAGGAAUUACACUCGUCAGACGCAAUGUCAAUCCUUGUAAGUCGCUUGUGGUAUUCUCCCUCUUUGUUCUGGUGUUAAGCUCUUUACUGUUCGUCGUCGAACCUCCCCUCAAUUCACUGCCAGUGGGAAGGUUUUUGUAAGUUUUCGUCGCGAGCAUAGAUUUGAUCAUCUUUGAGCAACUUGUAUAAAUGAGAGCAGAGUGGAGGACUAUAUAAUGAAUAAAGGCACAAUUAUUCUAUUCUAUUAAACUUUGGUUUGGUGACAGAAA